Messenger RNA from Puccinia graminis f. sp. tritici CRL 75-36-700-3, 1697 nucleotides. RefSeq lists its product as uncharacterized. The coding region runs from base 250 to 1191 and encodes 313 amino acids. Lineage: Eukaryota; Fungi; Basidiomycota; Pucciniomycetes; Pucciniales; Pucciniaceae. The record is from RefSeq and is a predicted model, not a curated record. Gene Ontology annotation, biological process: oxaloacetate transport; malate transmembrane transport; phosphate ion transmembrane transport. Gene Ontology annotation, molecular function: succinate transmembrane transporter activity; thiosulfate transmembrane transporter activity; sulfate transmembrane transporter activity. The transcript is spliced from 8 exons.
AGCCCCAAGGAUUAUCCAGAGACUUCUUCACUAUCAAGCCGUCUAGCCAGCUAAAUCUGGAGAUCAUCCACCGUCGAUAACUCUGUAUCAAUCCCUGCUCCGAUCAAGUUUGACAUCAUCGCUCAAGUGGAAGAGCCCUCAAGAUAUAUCUCGCGAUACUUAUACUUGCCGCGAACCAUUCAUUAUCUGGGAUAAAUUUUUUUGAAGGAUUUGGAAUCAUAUCCGACAAACUUCCUUUUUCUUCCCCUCAUGCCAGAGUCAUCCUUGUCUAUAAAAUCCACAAGUCUCACUGGCCAAGUCGAGCAUGAUAAUCUGACUGUCCAUGCCACAAAUUCAUAUCCCUUUUGGCUAGGUGGACUGGCUGCUUCAAUGGCUGCGAUCUGUACCCAUCCGCUUGAUAUGGCCAAAGUCCGAAUGCAAACCGGUCCAACGCGUUCAAUGUUACAGACUCUCGUCAGUGCCGUCAAACUAGAAGGUCUUCGGAAGGGCGCCUACGUUGGACUCUCGGCCUCCCUGGCUAGACAGAUGACCUAUUCAGUCACCCGGUUCGGCGUCUACGAUAAUUUGAAACUGAUGCUCGCAAGUCAUAGCGGGAACCCAGAUACGGCCAAACUGCCUUGUUAUCAUCUCGCCAUCGCUGCUAGCUUGGCUGGUGCUGCCGGUGGGCUAGCUGGGAACCCGGCCGAUGUUAUCCUUGUAAGGAUGACUAGUGAUAUCAAUCACCCGGUCGAAAAACGAAAAGGGUACAAGAAUUGUUUUCAAGCCCUGUUCCGCAUGAUCCGAGAAGAAGGUUUCGGCAGCCUUACAAGGGGCCUGGGCCCUAAUCUUUCUCGAUCAAUCCUGAUGAACGCAAGUCAGUUGGCAACAUACGAUAGCAUCAAGGAGGGGUUACUAAACACCAAAUUCUUCCAUGAAGGCCUUUGGCUACAUUUUUGCGCAAGUUCAAUGGCUGGAGCUAUAGCUACGACAAUAUGUUCGCCAUUCGAUGUCGUUAAAUCACGUAUCAUGAAUACCAUACCAGGAAGUGCCACGGUACCUCAGGUGAUUCGACAGUCAUUCAGAAGCGAGGGCGUCGGCUGGAUAUUCCGGGGAUGGACGCCUGCUUUCAUACGAUUAGGACCCAAUACAGUUAUCAUUUUUGUUGGACUUGAACAAUUGAGAAUCGCGACGGACUUCAUCAAGAAUAGAUGAAUACAUCAGUCUUGAAGAGAAUCGUUUCAAAUAUUGACGGUUUCUUUCGUUUUCCUCCCCUUCCCCCCUCUCUCCCUGAUUCUUUGAAUAUCGUAUGAUUUGUAUCAUUUCGCCCGAUCCCCAUCUUAUUCUCAUUCUCCUCGUCGCAUCGUUGAACCCCCAUGACUGUCUCACAAUAAUAAUAACUUGCAGAUUCACAAUCAUCUAGGUAAAUUAAUCUUCUCGCACCGCUUUUCAACGUCGAUUAUACGCAACUAUCUAUACAAAGUAUGCACAUAUAUACCUCCGCGCAGAAGACAACAUCAGCAAAAACCCUCAAAUUGUAUAUAGAUCGAUCGUGUAUAUAAACAGUAGUAUGAAGAAGAAAACUUUAUGAUGGACUUUACAUUGUCAAUUCAACCUUUAAGUAGUUUGACCUGAAUGUAGUUUGAAUCGAAGUUGUAAUCAGUGUUCACCAGACAAUGGCUUGCAUUAAUAUAGGAACAGUAAGAUUGAGCUCUGUCUUG